Molecule: messenger RNA, 1081 nt
Organism: Medicago truncatula (barrel medic)
Lineage: Eukaryota; Viridiplantae; Streptophyta; Magnoliopsida; Fabales; Fabaceae
Exons: 4
Coding region: 69-671 (200 amino acids)
Source: RefSeq, a predicted model, not a curated record
AACACAACAAGUGCGGUCUUACAUCACUUACUAUGUACUCACUGUAGCAUAUUCUUCUUCCUCUAUCUAUGACUAUGAAUACCCACCAAGCACCCAACUAUCCUCUUUCUCUUUCAACCUCUCCUUUCUUCUUUCUUAGAUCUGAAGUGAAGAUGAAUUGCUACUAUGGAUAUCCACAGAUGAACACAAUGACAAGUAGCUAUGAGGAGGUGAGGAUGGAACCAGUGGUUUGUCCUAAGCCACGUAGGUUGGGUCUAUCAAACCAUCAUCAAUCUUCCAUCAACAACCAUAUCAGACCCUUGAGGUGCCCCAUUAGCUACCAAUCUGAAAUUGAAGAUUCAGGAGUUGGGGCAGAACUUCUUGAAAUCAUCCAUCCCAAGGCAAGUUGCUAUCCAGAGAGAUCGGCAGCGGCUAAUUUGUUGGCAUCGUCGCCUCCAUAUUUCAUUGGAUCUCCACCAAGCAGGGCCUCUAACCCUGUAAUCCAAGAUGAGCAAUUUGGUAAUGGGAAUUUUAGUAGUCCAUUUACCAUGGUGGCGUCGCCUUCGCCAUCGGCUCGAGGAUGUGGAGUUCCGAUGAAAUUCGGCAACACCCCAGCUGCUGUUAGGAUUGAAGGUUUUGACUGUCUUAGAAGAGAUAGGAGGAGCAACUGUAGUAUCUCUGCUGUUGCCUAAUGCAAUUUUGAAGAACAGAUAAUAGAUAAUAGAGAGAACUCAAUACCAAGAAUCAGCAGAGGAGUUUUUUUGUUUCCUUUGGAAAGAGGAUCUAAUCUUAAUAAUUCACUGUUGUUAGAGUUACUGUAUGAUGUAAAUAGCUGCGAUGUUCAAGUUGUUGCUCAUGAAUGAGUUUGGCGUCAGUCAUCAAUAAAAUAGGACAAGGCAGGGUAAAGAACAAGGCAAAAAAUAGCCACUUUCUUCUGUCUUGUUAUUAGGUUUUGUGGAGAGUUUAAAGUUGUUAUGUGUUUGUCACUCAUAUUCUUCCCAUGUAAUUGUAAUCUGGAGGAAAUUGAGGAUAAAUGUUUGGAAUUUUGUACAUUAUAUUAGUAUUAUUACCAUCAUCUGUUUUUGUGGAUGCCCUUUUUGAA